Pezoporus occidentalis (night parrot) is the source of this 2001-nucleotide messenger RNA. RefSeq names its product leucine rich repeat containing 4B (gene LRRC4B). Gene Ontology annotation, biological process: positive regulation of synapse assembly; regulation of postsynaptic density assembly; synaptic membrane adhesion. Lineage: Eukaryota; Metazoa; Chordata; Aves; Psittaciformes; Psittacidae. Gene Ontology annotation, cellular component: postsynaptic density membrane; plasma membrane; glutamatergic synapse. The annotation marks the transcript as partial. The transcript has a single exon. Gene Ontology annotation, molecular function: signaling receptor binding. The record is from RefSeq and is a predicted model, not a curated record.
GUACCGGUGGUGCCGUCGUCAUCAUCAUCGUUAUCAUCGUCAUCAUCGUCAUCGUCGUCGUCGUCGUCGCCGUCGUGCCCGGCCGCCUGCUCGUGCAGCAACCAAGCGAGCCGCGUGAUCUGCACGCGGCGCGAGCUCCUCGAGGUACCCGCCAGCAUCUCGGUCAACACCCGCUACCUGAACCUCCAAGAGAACCACAUCCAAGUCAUCCGCACCGACACCUUCAAACACCUGCGCCACUUGGAGAUCCUCCAGUUGAGCCGCAACCUGGUGCGCCGCGUCGAGGUGGGCGCCUUCAACGGCCUACCCAACCUCAACACCUUGGAGCUCUUCGACAACCGCCUCACCACCGUGCCGACGCAAGCCUUCGAGUACCUCUCGAAGCUCCGCGAGCUCUGGCUCCGCAACAACCCCAUCGAGAGCAUCCCGUCGUACGCCUUCAACCGCGUGCCCUCCUUGCGCCGCCUCGAUUUGGGCGAGCUCAAGCGGUUGGAGUACAUCUCCGAGGCGGCCUUCGAAGGCUUGGUCAACCUCCGCUACUUGAACUUGGGUAUGUGCAACCUCAAAGACAUCCCCAACCUCACGGCGUUGGUGCGCUUGGAAGAGCUCGAGCUCUCCGGUAACCGUUUGGGUCGCGUCCGCCCGGGUUCUUUCCAAGGCUUGGGUAGCUUGAGGAAGCUUUGGUUGAUGCACGCCCGCGUGGCGGCGGUGGAACGCAACGCCUUCGACGACCUGAAAGCGUUGGAAGAGCUCAACCUGGCACACAACGAGCUGGCGUCGCUGCCGCACGAUCUCUUCGCCCCGUUGCACCGCUUGGAGCGGGUUCACCUGCACCAUAACCCGUGGCGUUGCGACUGCGACGUGCUCUGGUUGAGCUGGUGGUUACGGGAGACGGUGCCGAGCAACACGAGCUGCUGCGCGCGGUGCCACGCGCCGCCGGCGUUGCGGGGCCGUUAUUUGGGCGAGUUGGAACCGGGGCAUUUCACGUGUUACGCGCCGGUCAUCGUAGAGCCGCCGGCGGACUUGAACGUUACCGAAGGUAUGGCGGCCGAGCUUAAGUGCCGUACGGGCACUGCCAUGACGUCGGUGAACUGGUUGACGCCCAACGGGACGCUCAUGACGCACGGCUCGUACCGCGUGCGCAUCUCGGUGCUGCACGACGGCACGCUCAACUUCACCAACGUCACCGUGCAGGACACGGGUCAGUACACCUGCAUGGUCACCAACGCCGCCGGCAACACCACGGCCACCGCCACGCUCAACGUCUCGGCCGUCGACGCCGCCGCCGCCGCCGCCGCCGCCGCCGCCGCCGCUACCGGUUAUACCUAUUUCACCACGGUCACCGUAGAAACCACCGACGCCGGCGGCGAGGAACCGGCGCCGCAGACGCCGCCGGUGCCUACGGUUGGUUGGGAAGCCCCCGGCGGCGGUUCCACGGCCGCUUCGGCCACGCGCGCCACCGGGAAACCCUUCACCGUACCCAUCACCGCCGUCGCGGCAGCCGGCGGUAUCGGUACCGGUACCGGUGGCCUCCAAGACCUCGACGACGUCUUGAAGACCACCAAGAUCAUCAUCGGUUGCUUCGUGGCCAUCACCUUCAUGGCGGCCGUCAUGCUGGUGGCCUUCUACAAGCUCCGCAAGCAACACCAGCGCCACAAGCACCGCGGCGGCCCCGCGCGCGCCGUCGAGAUCGUCAACGUGGAGGACGAGCUCGGAGGGGGCGGUGGGACCGGCACCGGUAACACCGGUGGUGUUGUUGGUGGUGGUAGCGGUGGUGGUGGUGGUGGUGGUGUUGGGGACAACCGGUUGGCGUUGCCGGCGUUGGAACGCGACCACCUGGAGCGCUACGCGGCCUUCGCCGCCCAUUACGGCAACGCCGGCGGCAAGAGCGCGCUGCUCAACUCCGUGCACGAACCGCUGCUCUUCAAGAGCCCCUCCAAGGAGAACGUGCAGGAGACGCAGAUCUGAAGGACAGGCAGCGCCCAACCCCCACACCCCCCC